AUGAUGUGGCAAACUUCCCUUGGAGCAGCUGCCGCCGUAUUUUCCCUCCUCACUUCCCAAGUAGUCGGGCAAGAAGACAUUCAGACAGAAGCCCAAACGGCCCAGAUUGAGUCGACCAAGGGAGUCAUCCUCGACUCCAUCUUGGAUUGGAACGACGCCGCGAGACUUGACCCCACCACGUACAAUGGCCAGAAGUACGGAUGUAAAUGCUAUCCUGGCCGUCCAUGCUGGCCCUCCGCCAACAAGUGGAACAGCCUGAACAGGACAGUCGAUGGCACUCUUCGUGUCAACGUCCCUGCCGGUGCUGUCUGCCACAAUACCUUCGACGGACCCUUUGGCACCAUCCAGACCUACGAUGAGGCGGCAUGCGCUGAUGCCAAGGAGAACCUUGUCAACGAGCAGUGGACGGUUGAAAAACCGGCCGAUGGCCUUUGGACCUACUUCACCAACGACACCUGCCGUCCCACCUCGAACCCCUCCGACCCAUGCACCCUUGGAAGCUACGGCGUCUACGUGAUCAUGGCAACCAAAGCCUCUCACAUCCAAGCCGGCGUCAACUUUGCGCGCCGAAACAACCUUCGCCUAAUCGUCCGCAACACGGGGCACGAUUUCCUCGGCCGCUCCGUCGGCUACGGCUCCCUGAUCAUCAACACGCACAGCUUCCAAUCCCUCAAAUGGACCGACAAGUACACCGGUCCCGGCUCCUAUCGCGGUCCGGCCGUGACCAUGGGCGCCGGCGUGCAAGGCGGCGACAUUCUCAAGGCAGGCCACGCUUUGAACCCGCCCAUGGCGCUCGUAACAGGCGAAUGCGCCACCGUCGGUCUUUCCGGCGGGUUAUUGAUCACCGCCUCGGGUCUGAUCGUCAACGCCAACGAACGGGCAAGACCCCGACCUCUUCUUUGCUCUGAGGGGAGGCGGCCCGGCAUCGUAGCCCGCGGGCGCCACGUUGAACCCAAGAUCUUUCACAAGUACGCCAACCACCACUUUGUUGACAACGGGCUGUAUGUCUACACCUACUUUGAGAUCUUCCCUGGCCAGUUCCGCGUCCGCCCAUUCGUGGCUAUUGGCAAGGACCAGUUCCAGCUCGAGAACAUUCUUAGACCCAUAUGCUCGAUGAGUUCGCUGCUGCCCGUAUCCCAUCAUCACCGCUAUGAAGAACGUGGUCAGCCCGGCUGGCAGACCGGAUUUGUUUGGCGGCAUGCGGCGGCUCAUCCGGCGUGGAGGAACGCGACGGACUUUGUGAUUGCUGUUUUGCCGAGCCCGGAGCAUCCCAGCCUGGCGGUCAAGAAGGAUUUGCAAAAUGUUUUGACGAAUAAUAUGGAUGAAGGGUUAAGGAAUGCGUCGAGAAGUGGGGCUACUUAUGUUAAUGAAGCUGAUCCCUUCCAGCCUAAUUGGCAGAGUCACUUCUGGGGCUCCAACUACCCUAGACUCAAGCAGCUGCGCAAGAAGUGGGAUCCUUUGGGUGUCUUUUAUGCCGUGUCUACCCCUGGCACGGAAAACUGGGAGGAGAUUGAGUUCAACACUAGGCUUUGUAAGAAGCUUUGA
Molecule: messenger RNA, 1545 nt
Organism: Neurospora crassa OR74A
Lineage: Eukaryota; Fungi; Ascomycota; Sordariomycetes; Sordariales; Sordariaceae
Product: isoamyl alcohol oxidase
Exons: 8
Coding region: 1-1545 (514 amino acids)
Molecular function (GO): oxidoreductase activity; flavin adenine dinucleotide binding
Source: RefSeq, a predicted model, not a curated record